AUGGUCAUGAUGAGAUUGUGCCUCGGAUUAUUUGAAAGAGACUUAGCACAUAGAUUUAAUGUUUCAAUCAUGACUGUCUCAAGGAUAACACGCUCGUGGACAAGAUUUCUGAGGUCAGAGUUUGGGCCACUUAUUGAAAUUCCACCAACAGGUGUUUUGAAAUUACAUAUGCCUAAUGUAUUUCAACAAAUCUGCCCUGAAACUGUGCUCACUGUUGAUUGUACCGAGUUCCGAAUGGAAAAACCAUCCUCACUUCAUACUCAAUCAGCCUGUUACUCUUCAUAUAAAAGCACAAACACUAUGAAGGCUCUUCUUGGUAUUACACCAAGUGGUGAUGUUGCAUUUGUUAGCAAACUCUUUCCCGGAAGUACAUCAGACAAAGAAAUAACAAUACAAAGUGGCUUACUGGACAAAUUGAAAAAGGAUGACGAGGUUAUGGCAGAUGAAGGAUUCGAGUGUCAAGAUGAGCUAGCUUCUGUUGGUGCAAUUUUAGUUACACCUAACUAUCUUAAGCAAAAGAAGCAGUCCUCUAUAAGUGAAACAGAGCAUAACAAGACGAUUGCAAGUUUGCGUGUUCAUGUAGAGAGGUUGAUGGAAAGACUGGAAAACUGGCAUAUAUUUGAUCACAAAAUACCAAUUUAA
Messenger RNA from Exaiptasia diaphana, 642 nucleotides. RefSeq lists its product as uncharacterized. The transcript has a single exon. Bases 1 to 642 code for a protein of 213 amino acids. Lineage: Eukaryota; Metazoa; Cnidaria; Anthozoa; Actiniaria; Aiptasiidae. The record is from RefSeq and is a predicted model, not a curated record.